Gaeumannomyces tritici R3-111a-1 is the source of this 483-nucleotide messenger RNA. RefSeq lists its product as hypothetical. Gene Ontology annotation, molecular function: protein binding. The record is from RefSeq and is a predicted model, not a curated record. The coding region runs from base 1 to 483 and encodes 160 amino acids. The transcript has 3 exons. Lineage: Eukaryota; Fungi; Ascomycota; Sordariomycetes; Magnaporthales; Magnaporthaceae.
AUGGCCAACCUAGCGUCGACGUACUGGAACCAAGGCCGGUGGAAGGAGGCUGAAUCGCUGGGGGUGCAAGUGAUGGAAACGGGGAAGAAGGUGCUGGGAGAGAAGCAUCCCGACACGCUGGUCAGCAUGGCCAACCUGGCGUCGAUGUACUGGAAGCAAGGCCGGUGGAAAAAAGCUGAAUCGCUGGAGGUACAAGUGGUGGAGACGAGGAAAAGGAUGUUGGGGGAGGAGCAUCCCUCGACGCUGACCAGCAUGAACAACGUCGCUUUCACUUGGAAGGAUCAGGGCAGGCAUGCCGAUGUCUUGGCGCUGAUGAAGGACUGCGCGCAGGCUCGGCAGCAGUCUGCAAGAGUAAUACGUGGCCCCGAACCGUAUGGUUGCUCCCUAGCUGUUUGGGCCUUCGAGCACAGCUGCGAAGUGAUACCUGUACAAAGCGGUGGGAAACUGGUUUGCAGCGCCACAAGGUCCCUGGAAUGCACCUGA